Rana temporaria (common frog) is the source of this 2365-nucleotide messenger RNA. It is a transcript of the gene NOL11, whose product is annotated as nucleolar protein 11. Gene Ontology annotation, molecular function: RNA binding; protein binding. Lineage: Eukaryota; Metazoa; Chordata; Amphibia; Anura; Ranidae. The record is from RefSeq and is a predicted model, not a curated record. The transcript is spliced from 18 exons. Gene Ontology annotation, cellular component: nucleus; nucleolus. Gene Ontology annotation, biological process: maturation of SSU-rRNA. Bases 90 to 2222 code for a protein of 710 amino acids.
CUCCUCCUGUCGCCGCACAUGUGCGUUUCCGUCCCAUAGACCUCAUGUGCGCGCUGCUCUGAUGACGUCACGGCCCUGCGACGGCCAAGAUGGCGGCGCUGUGUGAGGAGCUCACGUUGUGCGGGCUGCAGGGAUCCGGUGUCGGUGGAGUGCAGGGAUUGGAGGCGGGCGGGGACGGUGACAGGGUGCUGCUGACGGAGGUGCAGAGGACGGUGACGUUGUACAAGGUGUCGGAUCAGAGGCCGCUGGGAAGUUGGGCAGUAAAGCAAGGACAGCGGGUGACGUGCCCGGCGGUGUACAAUGCCGGCACCGGGGAGUGCGUGGUGGUCCACGAUGACAAGGUACUCCGGAUUUGGAAGGAGGACGACGUCAGCUUGGAAAAGGUCUUCAAAGCAACGCUUUCGGCAGAGGUGUGUCGGAUCCACAGCCUUCCAGACGCUGAGCCCCUCGUGCUGUUUCGUCGCGGAGCCGUCCGCCACUUGGACACGCUGCUCGCUGAUCCUCACCAAGAAGUUGAAAAUGUUUUAUCACAAGAGGAGAUCAUUAAGUGGUCGAAGAUGUUUGUGGAAGAUGGACAACCCAUAUUACUGUUCAUUACAGAAAAGGUUUCAGAUUUUUAUGUAAACAUUUGGAAGCCGAGUCCCGGUGCAACUCUGAGAUAUAAGCUGAUGGUGUUCACAGAGGAAUCCCGAAUCCUCAACUUUACUGCAAGUCUGAAGAAAAAUGCCGUGUCUCUGUUAAUUCUGUGCUCUACAGGACACGUGUGCCAGUCUCUGGUUCCAUUGGUUCAGCCCAAUGAUGGGGCAGAGGCUGUGUUGUCAAUGUCGUCUCUUCUCCACCUAUCAGAACCUGUGGAUUGCGGAGCUCUGACGCUUCUUGAUGACACCCACCUGGCAACUCUGACACCCUCUGCAACAAAACAGAAAGAUCACCUCUGUAUAUGGAACACGUCUUUCCAGACCAUGCAGGACUGUAAGGAGUUCUCACAGAAGACAACCUAUCAGCUCUGGAAUCACCACAGUACUCUGUACGUACCAUGCAGGAAAACGCUGCAGGUUCUACGCUACACUUGUGAGCCGUCCUCCCUGGCCUCCGCUCUGGGGAAAGCCAGUGACCCCCAUAAAUCAGCUCUGGAAACCGUUCCCAUAGUAAGUUGGGACGCAUUGACUACGAGCAAGACUCUGCAAGCCAAACACUCCAAGAAAGCUUCUCGGGUGAAGCGGAGUCAGGAGAUCGGUGAUGGAGGAUGUCAGUUACAGAUCCCUCUCUCGGACAUCCAGAGCGCCUCUGAGAGUCAGAUCUCCUCUCUUGUGCGGAAAGCCAUAUCCAGUCAGGAUCUUCCUGAUUUCCAGAUCGCUGCUGGGAAGAUGGUGCGAGGCCUGGUGGAUCGCUGCCGGAGUGACCCCAAGUUUUACCCACAAAAUGCUCUGAUUGAGCUCCUGGAAACAACCAAGUUAUCAUACAGUUUAUGUCCAGAUUUGAUGGCUGUCGGUCUGGAGAAGUCGGAUGUUCGGCUCCUUCAGCGUUGUCUCUGCCGGUUUAUUGAUGUCCCAGAGAUGGUUAUGUGCUCCUGUCUGAAGAUAUUCCUCAGUGUUGGUGAAGAUGCCCUGCGUUGCGCCAAGUUGGACACGACCUCCACAGAGUCUUAUAUUGGAGCCGAUGAAGCGGAAAAGCCGAAGGAUCCGUCGGCAGGGAGCAUCGUCCAGAACGGGUUCAGCCCCGGCGGUGCGGAGGAAGACCACGGCGAUGUCCAAACGUUCGAUAAAGUGCCGCAGAAUCCAGAGACCAAUGCCUGUCCUGUCAGCCGCCAACGAGCCGUCAUAUUGAACACAAUCCUGUCUACAGCGUAUAGCGAGACCUACCUCCUGCCGCAUCUGAAGGACCUGACGUCUGACCAAGUCCUACUGUUCCUGAGCUAUCUGCAUUUCCUGUACAAGACGUGCGUCCAGCAGAUCACACUGAGCCUUCCUGGACAGGAGGAUCUCUCCAUCACCCAGGUAAUAGACUGGAUGAAUCUUCUUCUUGAUGCCAACUUCACCGUCCUGGUGUUGCUGCCCAAAGCCAAACCACUGCUUCGGAAGCUCCAGAAAUGCGUUCGUCAACAGAUGAAGUUGUACUCGGAGCUGAACAAGAUCGAAGGAAGUUUAUCAGACCUGCAGAGCUUACAGAGGCCUUGUGAGAGCCUCGGGAGAUAUUCUAUUGAAAUUCUGGAACUUUAUUGAUAUGGCGGACAUUGGUGCAGUUUGUGCACACACGGGGGAUGUCCUGAUUGGAUGCCUUCCCUCUGUGACAUGUGAACAGGAGAAGACUUUGUCAGAAGAUCUUUGUAUUUGUUGAACAAAAAAAAUGUUUAUUUCUUAACUCA